CAGAGUAAUAAUGGUACCGUAAUGAUGGCAGCGCAAAUAUUUUUACGUAAGGGGCAAAUGGAUGGCAAAAGAGGUGCUGCAAGUUAUUUCAAGAGUCAUUGUCAUCGUGAAAGUGGACUCCAACAGCUGAAUGAAUUGCUAGAUACAAUACUUGAUCCAACUAAGCCGAUCAAUGACUGGGAAACGAUUGACUGGUGUCGUUGGCUGAUGGCUGGCGGGCAAACUCCUGAUGAUUUUGCAAAAACAGUGCGCCUGUAUGACAAUGCCACUACCUGUGGUCUGGUAUGGACAUCUAACUUUGUUGCCUACCGUUGUCGGACAUGUGGCAUAUCACUAUACAUGUCAUUAUGUGCAGACUGCUUCAGAGCUGGAAACCAUGAAGGACAUGAUUACAACAUGUUCCGAAGUCAAGCAGGUGGUGCCUGUGAUUGUGGAGAUCCCAGUGUCAUGAAAGAGGAAGGGUUCUGUCCGAGACACGGUCCAAGCAAAGAUGAUAAUAGUCCGUGUAUACCAGAAGACUUGCUGGGUGUUGCUGAGGCCAUGAUGCCAAGAAUCACCUUGAGGCUCGUGCAGUAUCUGAGAGCUCAGCAUGCGAAAGCUGAUGAUCUAGAUUCACAUCUCAUCGCAAUAAAAGAUGUGGAGGUUUUCCUGACUUUCCUGCACACACUAAGUGAUAUGGGGGCAGCAAUGCAAAGAAAACUCAUACAUGCAUUAAUCAAUCCACUAAUUUACAAGAAUUUGACAGAAGAAACGAAUCCGUACAUGAAAGAGAGUCAGGCACAGUUUUCAGCUGUUGUGGCAAGCAUGGUGAAACCAGUUUUCGUAAUUGGCAUCGACUUUCAAGACAAGUUGGAGUACAAGACCUUUCUGGAUGAGCUCACACUCUGGACAGUAAAGUAUGAAUUUCCGCAGAAGCUGGUUACUUUGCUGCUCAAUAUGCUCACAGAGAACGACUACAAGAUUCUGAUGAGAGCAGCUUUGAUCAGACUGUCAACUGCGCAGAGAAAGUGAUGAAGGAGCACUGCUAUUGGCCACUAGUCAGUGAUCUGAUCAAUGUCCUCUCACACAAAGCGGUGUCCUUUCUAUUCAUGAGUGAUGCUAAACUACUCGAGAUGUGGUUUGAGCUAGUAACAUACUUUCAAGCGAUGAAUAUGAACCAGCGUGAGCGUGUGCAUCAUGUUGAGUAUGAGCCAAACACAUACUAUGCUUCAUUCUCUGCGGAGUUGGAAGCAUGCUCAUCCCCUCUCUGGGUGCUUGCUGGUCAUCUGAGGACACCCGUUUCAUUCUACGAGAUAUUCGCUAGCAUGUGGGUACGAAAUGGGCUACAGAUAAAAGGCCAGGCAAUGACCUAUGUCCAGUGUCAUUUCUGCAAUUCUUUGGUCGACCCUGACAUAUUUAUGUUGCAGGUCUGUGCAUGCAAGUUAGACCCCGACAAAUACCUAAGUAAAGUUAUAGAAAAGUUCCAUACUGAGGAUUGGCUGGCAUUCAGGAAAGAGCGAAGUAAAAAUGCUUUCCUGGAGAAAGAGAAAGAUCUACCAUUAAUGGAGGGAAUGCUAACGUUCCUUGCCCAGCUUCUCACAAUCAGGCUUCACCUCGGUAGUUAA
Priapulus caudatus is the source of this 1604-nucleotide messenger RNA. Its product is annotated as E3 ubiquitin-protein ligase UBR3-like. Gene Ontology annotation, cellular component: ubiquitin ligase complex; cytoplasm. Gene Ontology annotation, molecular function: zinc ion binding; ubiquitin protein ligase activity. Lineage: Eukaryota; Metazoa; Priapulida; Priapulimorpha; Priapulimorphida; Priapulidae. The record is from RefSeq and is a predicted model, not a curated record. Gene Ontology annotation, biological process: ubiquitin-dependent protein catabolic process via the N-end rule pathway; protein ubiquitination.